Peronospora farinosa is the source of this 2787-nucleotide messenger RNA. Lineage: Eukaryota; Oomycota; Peronosporomycetes; Peronosporales; Peronosporaceae. The record is from the annotation of a GenBank genome assembly.
AUGCUGCCCGACCCGGUCGUGCCCGGGACCCUCACUUCGGCCUCACCCGGCCCUCAAGCGCGCCGUUUGGCUGCGGAUGACCCAGCGAUUGUUGUUUUGGCACCCGGUAGGGCGGCAGGCAUGCUGCCCGACCCGGUCGUGCCCGGGGAAGCGCUCGCAGCCGCCACGGCUCGCGCUCUGGGUGUUGCCCAUGGCCCCAGCGACCUCGAGGGCGUCCUUAGCGACGACGAGGACGCCUUGGACGACCCCGUCGACGCUGCCAGCCCCUCGGAAGUCCUGGCGAGUGUGUUGCCUUCACCCGAAAGGGCAGGUGGCAUGCUCAGCGAGCGCGACGAGGGCGCGUCAGCACAGGAGCUCAGCCUUCCAGCCCAUGCUCGGCCUACUGCUAGCCAGCAAGACCCUGUGCUGACGGUGUACGCGCACAACGCCGCUGCAUUCACUUGCGCGGUGUGUGCGCACACCUGUCGCGACCUCGCCGCGCUCGCAACUCAUCGUCGCACAGCGCACCGUGACACCUGCUUCGUGGACCAUUUCCACAGCGGGUGCACGUGCGGCAUCGGCUUCAGGUCGCGUGCAGCGGCAACGAAACAUGCUAUGGCGUGCAAGGACAGCUCCUAUUUCGCCGCCGCCGCUGCACGCGACUCCAGCCUCUGUUCUCCUCUUUUGCCUGAAUCGCGCAGUGAGGUGGCCCCAACCCCUACAGGGCCCCUCAGCGCGGCGGUACUUGCAAUUACAGCAGACGCAUCAAGCGCCACUGUAACAGCAGGUGCCGCCAACACACAGAGCAUCGUGCCCGCCGCUCCUGCUUCUGCUGGGCACCAGUACGUCCCCCCCGGUCGGUGCCCAACUCUCUCACCUCCACAGGUCCGGGUCGCCGGGAAGCGCCGCCGUUUGAACGAUCCUGAUGCUGAGCUUCCCAGCCCGGACCUGGAUGUUGUUAUGCAGGUUACAGAUGGAGUGAUGGACCAAGCCUCUGCUCAAGCAGCGUCCCUGCCCAACGCUCCACGGCCUUCUUCGCAGUGCGCCACGGCGCAGCAGACUCGUUGGGGACCCCGGCUCUUGACAGAUGAUGCGACAGCUCCGACCCUGGCAGUGCGAAGACCACUGACACCUGCCGCAUCGGGCACUGGUGCCACGCGGUGGGGGCCAUGUCACCGCGCGAUCGGGGCCGCCGCUGUUGCCCAUCUUGUUACCGGGGAACCCACUAUUCCGGCACCAUCCACUCGACCUUCCUCGCUGCCUGCUCCACGACGGACACUCACGCGCUGGGGACCACGGGUGCUGGUGAGGAUGCCAUCGUCAGGGCGUCGCUUGGGCACCCGAGGGACUCCAUCGCUGACCAGCUCAUCUGCCGCAGUCAGCUCGGAAGCUGCCUCAGCGCACCCGCCGGCUCUACCUCGACCAAGUCCAAGCGCUCCCUCGCUCACUCGGGCAGUAGAAGUUCCUUCCGAGGACCACGAGCCAUGGCUUUUGCGUUUUGACGGUGCCUGUCGGCGGAAUCCUGGACCAGGUGGUGCGGGGGCGGUGCUGUUCGACUCGGGCGGCACGGUGGUGUGGACCUGCUCCCAUUUUCUCCCCUCCAGCAGCGAGACCAAUAAUACGGCCGAGUAUACGGCACUGCUGCUGGGUUUACGGAGUGCGGUGCAACAUGGGGCCACGCGGUUGCUGGUCGAGGGCGACAGCAACCUGGUGCUCGCCCAGGUGCGCGGCUCCUUCUCGUGCAAUAACCGACGGCUUCGGAGGCUGCGUAAUAGCGUGCGCCAGGAACUCCGGCGACUGGAAUGGCACAAGCUUCGCCAUGUCGAUCGCCAAGCCAAUUCUCAGGCUGAUCGUCUGGCUAACCGUUCACUCGAUCUUCAGCGCACCGCUGUGGAGUGUGGUCACCACUCGGGAGACAUGCUCGGCUGUUUCCAGCCGAAUACUCCGCCUGCUACCGACUUGCCGGCUCCAGUGAACACAGGAGCUACGUCUGUUUUUAGCGAUGAGUCGGGGGUGGACGACGAUACGAUGGAGGUUGAAGCUGAGAUCGCAGCGCGCGAUGGCGAAGUCUUUCCAACGCUGCCCAUUGGCCCAGGCUCGGCUCCAGCGCGACAACCUCGUCUCCGGCUGCGUCAACUCACCGAAGAGGAGCGGGAUGCCGCCGCGGAUGCGCUCCAAACGUUUGCAGAUGGCAUGGCGAGCAGAAUUACUGACGCGGAUUGCUGGGCCACAGGGGAAGGUUAUAUCAGCGCGAUCCCGGAUCGGAUUCGUGAGGUACUGCUACAAUUUUCUAACGCGCCUCCUCCUGCUUCGGCUUCACCAGCUCCUAGCACGACUCAAGCGUCGUCCCGUCGCCGGCGCCCGCCGCGGGUGACACGGUCUCAGCGUGAGCACCGCUUGGAUGAAGCGCUCGAUGACUUGCAGACAACGCAGCAAGCGUCUCCGGCGGACCAGCGGGCAGUUCGCAAGGCACGUCGGCGAGUUGGAAGGAUUCGUUCGUCAAUGGCUCAGCAGCAGCUUCGACGUGACUUCGCUCAGGACGAGGCCAAGUGUGUGACCAAGCUUCUGGCGGACGCCUCGGUGGACACGGCCGGCGAGGAGCACCCAGAUACGUGUCCCAUCGAUCGCGAAGAGAUGCACCGCUACUUCACCGGCACAUGCACGGAGAGGGUGCCGUUCGACUACGAUGCUCCGCAAGGUCAAGAGUUCCGGGCGGCGUUAGACGUUUACACGCCUGCGUUGUUGGAAGCGGAUGCCCUCGACGAAGAACUGUCGAUGGAUGAAGUGGACUGCGGCUGGAUCGCCUGA